This is a messenger RNA of Spirometra erinaceieuropaei, 640 nucleotides long. The record is from the annotation of a GenBank genome assembly. Lineage: Eukaryota; Metazoa; Platyhelminthes; Cestoda; Diphyllobothriidea; Diphyllobothriidae.
AUGCGCAGAACACCGACUCACCCUGACCAACACCUACUUCCGCCUCCCGAUGCGAGAGAAGGCCACCUGGAUGUAUCCUCGGUCACGACGCUGGCACCCGCUGGACUUUGUCCUCGUCCGGAGGCGAGGACAGCGUGUGUACUAGUGACAAAGGUGAUUCCGGGUGCUGACGGGUGUGUAGCAGUUCGCGUCUCCUCGCUCUCCGCCUUUGUCACGCUGUCCUCCAUAGCGUCGUCAUCUGCAAGAUGCGGAUUCUCCCACAGCCUCACAGAAGACCCCAAGGUAAGCGACCCCAGGUAAGCUGAAAAUUGCUUUGUUGUCGUUGCCUGCUCACCAUCUCCACUUCAGCAAUUAACUAUCUCAAAAGCUAACCAGCCUUCUAAUCCCCGACGCCGCAGCUGUCGCCGACGAGAACGCCUCUGUGGAGAACUUAUGGUGUCAACUGCGGGAUAAAGUCCAGUCGACGGCCCUGGCUGUCCUUGGUCGAGCGUGUCGCCAACAUCAUUACUGGUUCGAUGACAACUACGCCGCCAUCAGCAACCUGCUCGCCGAGGAGAACCGCCUGCACAAAGUCUACGUCAAACGCCCGACCGACGACAACAAAGCAGCCUUCUAUCGUAGUCACCGACUUGCGAAAUAG